AUGAGCUUAUCUCUGCUCUCUCCCACCUCUGGUCAGCUCAACCUCGACUUGCUACAGAAAGCUCUGAAGAUCGCUUGUUUUGGUCUUCCAAACGAGUUGAGACAAUCUCCAGAUCCGUCUCAGACAGUCACAACUGAUAAAAAGGAUGAAGAGAUGGCCGACGUGGAGGACAAGGACGCCCUGGUUGACCUUCCCGCACUAGAGAAUCGCAAGCGUCAUCUCGAUGAUAGCCUGAAGCGAGCUCGCAAACGACUCAAGCCACGAGGUUCCUUUGACCAGGAAUACUGGACGUGGGCUACUGAAACCGACUUUCGUCCAGCGGCAAGAUAUCUUUAUUUUCACUAUGUGAUCCAGCUCCUGCGAUACGCAUGGCAAUCAGACUCACAGGGAGGAGAGCAGGCCAUCCGUGUUAUGAAAGGGGAGCACGGCAAACCAUACUGGGGCACUCCGGGCCGAUACCUCCCCAAGAACAUGUUACUGGCACUCGCUGAGGAGCUCGGCCAUGAACACUCGCUUGAGAAUGCCGGUCUUGCAGGCAGAUCUUCAGUGCUUGACGAGCAAGAGGAAGAGGACGCUAGUGAUGACCAGUAUGAUAGCGAAGAGGAGGACGGUGAACUUUAG
Molecule: messenger RNA, 621 nt
Organism: Penicillium brevicompactum
Lineage: Eukaryota; Fungi; Ascomycota; Eurotiomycetes; Eurotiales; Aspergillaceae
Exons: 4
Coding region: 1-621 (206 amino acids)
Source: RefSeq, a predicted model, not a curated record